Messenger RNA from Tupaia belangeri chinensis (Chinese tree shrew), 3601 nucleotides. RefSeq names its product structural maintenance of chromosomes 6 (gene SMC6). Gene Ontology annotation, cellular component: nucleus; site of double-strand break; Smc5-Smc6 complex. Lineage: Eukaryota; Metazoa; Chordata; Mammalia; Scandentia; Tupaiidae. Gene Ontology annotation, molecular function: ATP hydrolysis activity; single-stranded DNA binding; damaged DNA binding. The coding region runs from base 1 to 3291 and encodes 1096 amino acids. Gene Ontology annotation, biological process: double-strand break repair via homologous recombination. The transcript has 26 exons. The record is from RefSeq and is a predicted model, not a curated record.
AUGGCCAAAAGAAAAGAAAAUUUCGUUUCUCCUGAAAAUGCUAAAAGACCAAGACAAGAAGAAUUGGAAGAUUUUGAUAAAGAUGGUGAUGACGAUGACUGUACAAUUUCUUUCACUAAUGGUACUUCUACUUUGACUGAAGCAGAAGUUGGAAUAAUUGAAAGUAUUCAACUAAAAAACUUCAUGUGUCAUUCAAUGCUUGGGCCCUUUAAAUUUGGUUCUAAUGUCAACUUUGUUGUUGGCAACAAUGGAAGUGGCAAGAGUGCAGUACUCACAGCACUCAUAGUUGGUCUUGGUGGAAAAGCAGUGGCUACCAAUAGAGGAUCUUCUUUAAAAGGUUUUGUGAAAGAUGGACAGAACUCAGCAGAUAUCUCAAUAACUUUAAGGAACAGGGGAGAUGAUGCCUUUAGAGCAAAUGUGUAUGGUGACUCUAUCAUCGUGCAACAGCAUAUCAGCAUGGAUGGGAGCCGAUCUUACAAACUAAAAAGUCAAGCAGGCAGUGUGGUAUCUACUAAGAAAGAAGAGCUGAUUGCAAUUCUUGAUCAUUUCAACAUCCAGGUGGAUAAUCCGGUUUCUGUUUUAACACAAGAGAUGAGCAAGCAGUUCUUACAGUCCAAAAAUGAAGGAGACAAAUACAAAUUCUUCAUGAAAGCAACCCAACUUGAACAGAUGAAGGAAGAUUAUUCAUAUAUUAUGGAAACAAAAGAAAGAACAAAGGAACAGAUAAAUCAGGGAGAAGAGCGACUUGUUGAACUAAAGCGCCAGUGUUUGGAAAAAGAGGAACGUUUUCAAAGUAUUGCUGGUUUAAGUACAAUGAAGACUAAUUUGGAGUACUUGAAACAUGAAAUGGCUUGGGCAGUGGUCAAUGAAAUUGAAAAACAAUUGAAUGCUAUCAAAGAUAAUAUUAAAAUUGGAGAAGAUCGUGCUGCUAGACUUGACAGGAAAAUGGAGGAACAGCAGGUCAGACUUAAUGAAGCAGAAAAAACUUACAAGGAUAUUCAAGAUAAACUAGAAAAGAUUAGUCAGGAGACAAAUGCACGGGCACCGGAAUGUAUGGCAUUGAAAGCAGAUGUCACUGCCAAGAAAAGGGCCUAUAAUGAAGCCGAGGUUUUAUAUAACCGUUCCCUAAAUGAAUAUAAAGCAUUGAAAAAAGAUGAUGAGCAGCUCUGUAAAAGAAUUGCAGAACUGAAAAAAAGUACUGACCAAUCUUUGGAACCUGAGCGGUUGGAAAGGCAAAAAAAAAUAUCGUGGUUAAAAGUGAGAGUAAAGGCCUUAGAGGAUAAAGAAAAUUCAGUCAAUCAAGACAUUGAUCAGUUUCAGCAAGCCAUAGAAAAGGACAAAGAAGAAUACUCCAGAAUUAAGAGAGAAGAACUGGAUGUGAAGCAUACACUGAACUAUAAUCAGAGGCAACUGAAAGAUCUAAAAGAUAGUAAAACUGAUCAGCUAAAAAGAUUUGGCCCGAAUGUUCCAGCCCUUCUUGAAGCAAUAGAUGACGCUUACAGACGAGGACAUUUUACUCAUAAACCUGUAGGCCCUUUAGGAGCUUGUAUUCAUCUUCGGGACCCUGAGCUUGCUUUGGCUAUUGAAUCUUGCUUAAAAGGACUUCUGCAAGCCUUUUGUUGCCAUAAUCAUGCUGAUGAAAGAGUACUUCAGGCACUGAUGAAAAGGUUUUAUCCACCAGGGACUUCACGGCCACAGAUAAUAGUUUCAGAAUUUCGGAAUGAAAUGUAUGAUGUGAGACACAGAGCUGCUUAUCAUCCAGAGUUUCCAACGGUUCUGACAGCCUUAGACAUAGACAAUGCGGUUGUUGCAAAUAGCCUAAUUGACAUGAGGAGCAUAGAGACAGUGCUACUAAUCAAAAACAAUUCUGUAGCACGUGCAGUAAUGCAGUCCCAAAAACCACCCAAAAAUUGUAGAGAAGCUUUUACUGCUGAUGGUGAUCAAGUUUUUCCUGGACGUUAUUAUUCAUCUGAAAAUACAAGACCCAAGUUCCUAAGCAGAGAUGUAGAUUCUGAAAUAAGUGACUUGGAGAAUGAGGUUGAAAAUAAGAAGGCUCAGAUAAUAAAUCUUCAGCAACAUUUGUCUGCCCUUGAAAAAGAUAUUAAACGCAAUGAAGAACUUCUUAAAAGGUGCCAACUAAAUUGUAAAGAGUUGAAGAUGAAAAUGAGGAAAAGUAUUUCUGAAAUUCAGGAACUUGAGAAUAUAGAAGAACACCAGUCUGUUGACAUUGCAACCUUGGAAGAUGAAGCUAAAGAAAAUAAAAGCAAAAUGAAAAUGGUUGAGAAAAAUAUGGAGCAACAAAAAGAGAAUAUGGAGCAUCUUAAAAGUCUGAAAGUAGAAGCAGAAAACAAAUAUGAUGCAAUUAAACUGAAAAUUAAUCAACUGUCAGAGCAAGCAGAUCCACUUAAGGACGAAUUAAAUCUUGCUGAUUCCGAGGUGGACAACCAAAAACGAGGGAAGCGACAUUAUGAAGAAAAACAGAAAGAACACUUGGACACCUUAAAUAAAAAGAAACGAGAACUGAAUAUGAAAGAAAAAGAACUAGAGGAGAAAAUGUCACAAGCAAGACAAAUCUGCCCAGAGAGGAUAGAAGUGAAAAAAUCUGCAUCAAAUCUAGACAAAGAAAUUAAUCGUUUAAGACAAAAGAUACAGGCAGAACAUGCUAGUCAUGGAGAUAGAGAAGAAAUAAUGAGGCAGUACCAAGAAGCAAGAGAGACCUAUCUUGAUCUGGAUAAUAAAGUAAGGACUUUAAAAAGGUUUAUUAAAUUAUUGGAAGAAAUAAUGACCCAUCGAUACAAAACAUAUCAACAGUUUAGAAGGUGUUUGACGUUACGAUGCAAAUUGUACUUUGACAACUUAUUAUCACAGCGUGCCUAUUGUGGAAAAAUGAAUUUUGACCAUAAGAACGAAACUCUUAGUAUAUCAGUUCAGCCUGGAGAGGGAAAUAAAGCUGCCUUUAAUGACAUGAGAGCCUUGUCUGGAGGUGAACGGUCAUUUUCCACGGUGUGCUUCAUCCUUUCCCUGUGGUCCAUUGCCGAAUCACCUUUCAGAUGCCUGGAUGAGUUUGAUGUCUACAUGGAUAUGGUUAAUAGGAGAAUUGCAAUGGACAUGAUACUCAAGAUGGCAGAUUCUCAGCGUUUUAGGCAAUUUAUCUUGCUUACCCCUCAGAGCAUGAGCUCACUUCCUUCAAGUAAACUGAUUAGAAUUCUUCGAAUGUCUGACCCUGAAAGAGGACAAACUACGUUGCCUUUCCGACCUGUGACUCAGGAGGAAGACGAUGACCGAAGUUGAUUUAUAACUCAAUAUAUCAUAUCCUCAUGUUGCAAAAUUUGUGAAGGGAAACAAAUUCUGAACUGUCCAAUGACAAAAUAAGACUGAAGAUUUCUAAGUUAAAACAAACUGUUUUGUAUGUCCGACCACAGUAAGAUAUGUAAAUAAGCCUAGAAAACCAACUAUAGCAUCAGUUAAAAAUUAUCGUCACUUUGAGAAAAUCAGUUUCAUAAUACUGGUUUUAAAUCUUUUUAAGUUUGUCUGUUUCUUUUUACCAUCUACUUUUAUAGAUUCUUUUUCAGAAGUAAAAUUUUGUAUAUAUAUACAUGUA